This is a messenger RNA of Hippoglossus stenolepis (Pacific halibut), 1483 nucleotides long. RefSeq names its product cd8 beta (gene cd8b). Bases 213 to 851 code for a protein of 212 amino acids. The record is from RefSeq and is a predicted model, not a curated record. Gene Ontology annotation, molecular function: MHC class I protein binding; coreceptor activity. Gene Ontology annotation, biological process: regulation of immune response. The transcript is spliced from 7 exons. Gene Ontology annotation, cellular component: cell surface. NCBI's taxonomy places the organism in Eukaryota, Metazoa, Chordata, Actinopteri, Pleuronectiformes, Pleuronectidae.
UUCAGCAGUGCUGCUGUGUGACCCACUCUGAUAGGCCCUGAGUGCGUCACACUGGGGUUUCACCUUGACGACUCACAGGGCCCUGUCUGCUCAGUUCCUCCCAUCUUCUCUGACAGAUAGAUAAGCAGGAAAAGAAAGUAUCAGCAGUUUCCCUCGGCUACCACUCAACACAUAAACACGCGUACACACACACCAACUUGCGACAAGACAAGAUGACCACGCUGCCGCUGGCAUGGACUCUGUUGACUGUUUCUCUGUGGACAGCAGGUUCGAGCCAGAUUCUCCUACAAGAACCCGUCAAAGUUCUGUAUCCUGCGAUCUCCACUCAGGAGAAUAUUGAGUGCAACUGCAUCAACUCCUGUGACUCUGUCUACUGGUUCCGCAGGACUCCCCAUCACAGCGACCUACAGUUCCUAGGCAAAUGCAACAAUGCUGAGCGUGUUAACUUUGGGGCUGACGUAGAUCAGGCACGGUUUAAACUCAGCAAGAGAGGGAAUACGGCCUUUGUGCUGCGCAUCGACAGCGUGAAGGCAGAGGACGCAGGGACUUAUUCCUGCAUCCUAAAGGACAAGAGCGGUCAAGAUACAUGGAGGCCUGGGACUGUUCUUCGGCCGGGAGAGACCCCUCCAACGGCACCUCCAAAGCCAAAACCCAAACCUCCAGUCAAGUCCGUCUGCCACUGUAGCCCUAAGAAGAAGCCUACACAUGAUGGCUGUGACUACCUGGUUCUGUGGCCGUUGGUCGGAGCCACUGCGGGCCUGGCUCUGGCUCUCAUCUGCACACUGUACUACUUCAGUCGGCUUCCAAAGAAAUGCCGCCACAACUUUGUAAAGAUGAGACAGAUGCCCUGAAGCAAUGCAUCUACAGCUGAGACUCACAAGGCUGACGAGCUUCAUUUGAGCUGAUGUCCAGUGGAGAAUGACGGCCGUGAUUCCGAUCUGCUCUGCGGCCGACAACCCAUCGUGUGCAGUUAGAUUAAACGUUCGCCCGGACUGUAACUUUAGCAGCAGAUAUAUGUGAUAUAUGUAAAUUGUGAUUCAUCGACUAUUUUCUCCUGCAUGUUUUACAAGACAGAGCUCCAGCAAGUUUGAAUUCAACCCAAGUGUUGUAAUGUUCAUCUGUAAAAAUGAAUAUGCAGAUUCCAUUCAUUUAUCAUGACAGGCUUGUGAUGUUUUAUUUUAUAAUUUUAUAAAUAAAUGUUGGGACACUUCAAAGCCGUACUUUUCUGUGGCACAAAUGUGUUAUGUAGAUUACCCAGAAUAUUUUCAUUUACACACAAAAAGCAGGUAGAUCAUAAGACAGCUCCAAUAGAAAUUGCUUGUUGCUUUCUUUGCUAUUUAUUUUUGUUGUUUUGUAUUUUACAUUGUUUUAAGUGUAAGUGUUCAAACAACAAUCUUGACGAAAACAACUCGCUCAAGUUGUCAUUUCUGUGAAGAUUCAUCUAUAAAAUCAGUAAAUCAAUAAAAUUGUAUAUUUCCAAUCA